Hirsutella rhossiliensis is the source of this 3492-nucleotide messenger RNA. Its product is annotated as PIF1-like helicase domain-containing protein. Lineage: Eukaryota; Fungi; Ascomycota; Sordariomycetes; Hypocreales; Ophiocordycipitaceae. The record is from RefSeq and is a predicted model, not a curated record. The coding region runs from base 1 to 3492 and encodes 1163 amino acids. Gene Ontology annotation, molecular function: DNA helicase activity. The transcript has 13 exons. Gene Ontology annotation, biological process: DNA repair; telomere maintenance.
AUGUUCCCCGAUGAGCUCAAGGGACUGACGCCGGUCGAAGAGAAGCUCAUCUCGCUGAACUCAUGUUACGGGUUUGGCCACAUCACGGUGUUUCCGAACAAUGUGCAGGAGCUGGCCACAAAGUGCUCCCGCACCCCUUUGCAAGCACUGGACGAGAUCCACAUCUCGUGGCAGGGCGCGGAGAAGCCGGCACCGAGCGACCUGUCGAGUCUCUUGUCGGUGAGGCGGCGGGUGGUCGAGAGGGCCCUUGUCUGGCUGAAGCGGAACAACCCCCACUACGCCGAGAUCGAGAUCGACGCGGCGGAGAUGGAGAGCUGGGGAGACUCGAUACACGGGUACCGUCCGCGGACGGCGCACGUUGUGCCGCCCACGGAACGCGCCGUGGACGAGGAGGGGGUGGAGAUCGAGGAGCUCUUCGCCCUGCUCAACCAAGGACAAGAAGCCGGCGGCCAGGGUGAAGGUCACGGGCCCAACGGAGAAGGCGCGGUUCGCGAUGGAAGUGACGCCUGCCCCGACCAGAACGUUCCAGCGAUCAACGAGGUGACGUCUUCUGGCAUGUUCGCGCUCGACGGACCGCCAGACGUCGCGGACGUGGAGAAGCUGCAGUUUGCCUGUGACGCUGUUGGUGAAGGUGCCGACGACGGCCGUGCGGGCCCGAGCGUGGGUCGGGUCCCUAGCCGGGGUUCGGGGCGUGGCGACGGUGGUUGUGAGCCAUACAUCCGGGUUUCGCGGGGUGAGUUUACCGAUUCCUUUGAGGCGUCCUUCUUUGCCAGGACGUUCCCGACCCUGUUCCCAUUUGGCGUUGGGGACCAAGAAAGGCUAGCGGCGGCGAGGGUCGAGUUGGAGAGCUCGGAGGUCCGUCUCAAUAUGCGGCGGAAAAUCCAGUCGCUCAUCGUCGGAUAUGGCGUGCCGGCCAUCUGGUUCACCAUCAACCCGAACGACAUUACGAACCCGGUGAAGCUGCGACUGGCGGCAUACCGCACACGCGAUCCCGACGCGGCCGAGGAGUUCUUAGAAGGCCUUGGGGAUGCGUAUAAGCGGGCACGGCUGGCGAUAUCGGAUCCCAUGAGCUCGGCCGUGUUCUUCCACCGCGAGAUGAAGCUGUUCUUCGAUCAUUACGUGAAGGUCGGUGAAGACUCGAUGCUUGCCGACAUCCACGGGGAGGAUCAGGCGGCGUAUCGCGAGCGAAUCGUCCGAUACAUCGAUAGCGUCUUCUCAGAGGCGCCAUGGAGGUUAGUCGACAAGACCGCCCUCACGGCAGACGGGGUGCUGCAGAUCCGGAGGACACACAGCAUGGUCAAUCGAUGGAACGAGGCUAUUGCUGUCGGGCUCCGGCACAACCAUGAUAUUUCCUUCAUUGCGACGCAGCGCAAGACAAUGGCCCUCAUCUAUUAUGUCACGAACUACGCGACCAAGGUGGAGGACCCGGUGUGGAAGCGUGUGGCGGCCGCGGCCGAGCUCCUGGCCGCCUCAACAGGGAACAGGACGCGACAGUUCCUGAUGAGAGUGGCGAACCGCGUGUUCACGGAGCGUCCGCUAUCACAGGUCGAGGUCGUCGCUCACCUUCUCGGAUAUCCGGCCGAGUUCACCGACAGCAGCGCGUGGGCGUACCUGAACUGUUCUCUGCUGUACUGGGAAGUCUUUCGGCGAUGGCGGCAUCUCCGAGAAGCCAGUGGCGCUGCGGCUAUGGAUGACACCUUGGAUGAGUCGGUGCUCAGGCGGCCGGGCAAGCACGCUACCGUCUGCCUCGACGGCUACCUGAGCAAGGACUUCACCUACGAUGACGAGUCGUGCUACCGGAGGGCAGCCGUGCAGCAUCUUGCGCUGUUCGUGCCGUGGGAGUCCUUCCUGGGCGAAGGAACAGCCUCGUCCGGCGAUGGCGACCCGACGGUCGCACACGUCGAGGAGGGUGGAGCAGGCGAGGCGGGCGCGGAGUCUGCAGCGACAUAUCAGCCCAACAGCAUCGGAGACGCAACGCGGCUCAUCGACGUCGUCCGAGGUGCAGUGGGAGCGAAUCAGGUGACGGCCAAGUCGCCGGAGCUCAUGGCAAUGAUACAGCAGCUCUGUCGGUUUCAGCAAUCGGCGCUGCGCUCGACGGCCGAGCUCGAGGCCACGGCGCUGAUCGAACGGGGGGAGAGGCGGUUAAGCAUGCCAGGGCGGGUAUUUUCCGGGGCCGCACUCCCGCCGCAGGAUCAGGUCAAGGCUAUCAAGUCGCAGCAGGUAAGUGCCUCGAAGGAGAGGGAGAGGAUGAUCCAAGGGAUACAAAGCACGCCCGCCGCCUGGGAAAGCGAUCGCCGCGCAGCUGCGAAGGGUGAUGACCGGUUUCGGGAGGACGAGGUCGAAAUGACGAUGGCCGACUCCGACGAGACCGCUAUCGACGCAGGGGCGGGAAUGGACGUUCAGUUUGGCCCAUCAACCUCCUUCCUCGCGGCGGGCAAGGUGUUGGCAACACGGCUGACGCUGAACAAGAGGCAGUCCAUCGCUUUUCUGAUAAUAUGCCGCCAGCUCGAUUUGAUGCAGCAGACCGACGGGGGCGAUGCCUGCCAGCUGCGCCAGUUCGUCGGUGGCGAGGGCGGUACCGGCAAGUCGCGAAUCAUCGAGGCACUCGUCGAGCUGUUCAGUAAAAAGAGCCUUUCGAAUCGUCUGCUGAUCACGGCGACGUCGGGGACUGCGGCGGCGCGGAUCAACGGCAUCACGAUCCACUCCGCCUGCGGGUUCACUAAAGACCAAGGGGGGGGCGCGAACAUGGUCAAAGACCUUGACGGGGUGCGGCUGCCGAAACAGGCGGAGCGGUUCAUCCACGGCCAGUCUCGAAUGGAUUGGCAGGAGAAGGAUAUGCUCGUCAUCGACGAGGUGAGCAUGCUCGGGGCGCGGACGCUGCACGCCGUGAACGAGCGGCUUCGCCGGCUUCGCGGAUCGCGGCAAGAUUUCGGGGGGAUCCCCAUCGUCCUCUUCUGCGGAGAUUUUCAGCAGUUCCGGCCGGUCAAGAGAGACAACUCGUUCAAGGCCGAGCAGCGUCACCAGCACGACAAAGCGCACGCACUGUGGAAGAGGUUCACGACGGUCGUCAUGCUGGACGAGCAGAUGCGCGCCGCCGGCGACCCGGAGCUGCAAAGGCUGCUGAAGCGGAUCCGUCUAGGCGUGCAGGAUCGGACGGAUCUAAACCUCCUCAACUCAAGGAAUCGGUGGAACCUGAACAUGGAGGCGAGCCUGGCGUUCCGGGUCCAGCAGCGGUCGACGAUGCGCAUUUUCAUCUCCGAGCACAAGUGGAAGGAGGAGCUGCCGACGGAGGAAGAGGCGAUCAUGAUACUCAACCAGGGCGACGAUAGCGCGAUCCCGGUGCCGGCCGUCUUCAUGUUCGUGGCCGGGAUGCCCAUCGUGGUGAACCACAACACCCACCAGGGGCUGAAGCUAGUGAACGGCGCGAGCUACUCGGCGGUGGAGGUCAUUGUCGACAAGGCGUACCCGGGCAUCGGAUCUCGGCCGAUAUGA